AUUCACAAUUGACUUCAACUUUCAAUUAAUCCUCACAUUCCUAAAUCUUCAUACUUUACUCGAGAUACUUACCCUCUAUAUAUACAAUCAAAAUGACUCGCCCAUCAACCUGCUGUGGUCAAUCAACCACUGGCUGCGUCUGCGCCGCCCAAGCCCGCUGCGAAUGCGGCAAGACAACCGCCGAGCACUGCGAUUGCAGUAAGAAGGCUACUCAUGAUCCACACAGCGAGGGGGCUAGAUGUUCUUGCCGGAUGAGACCUGCUGGUCAAUGUACGUGCGAGAGAUCGGUGACUGAGAAUCGGCCUGUUAGUGGAGAGGCAUGCCCUUGUGGACAGAGACCUGCUGGUAUGCUUUUUCCUUCUCAUCCCCCUCCGCUAUGAACAAACUAACUGUUGGGACUUUAGGAUCAUGUACAUGCGAAAAAGCCGAGAAAAUAGACGCAGCCGUCCAAGAAGGAUUGGAGACGGAUUUCACGACGAAAGUUUAAUUCUUCCCCACACGAGUUGAUUUUGCAUUGUGAACGGACAUGGAGUUUGGGAUUAAUUUUUGAGGCUUAGCAUGGUUGUCAAUUUUAUGAGAGGAUCGGUACCUGGUGGAUGUAUUAGUAUAACGCAACAGUCAAUAAUAAUUGACAUCAUGAAUGUGAUAUGACACUUCAUAGAUCUGUAGGCGACUCACGUGCUUCAGCCGCGCGCAUCAAAGAUGUUCCUUCCGGCGGCUAACUGCUCAUUCGGAAAUCGGACUAAAUAUAUUCCCACGGAGAGCUGUCAACAGAAACGAUAAUAAGCAAUAGUUCGAUUGAAUAGCUUCAUGAACACCCAUAAAAAAGGGCAUAUAUAGCCCACUGAUUGAUUCUCUAUUGUUUUUCGAGU
Talaromyces stipitatus ATCC 10500 is the source of this 872-nucleotide messenger RNA. Its product is annotated as copper resistance protein Crd2, putative. The transcript has 2 exons. NCBI's taxonomy places the organism in Eukaryota, Fungi, Ascomycota, Eurotiomycetes, Eurotiales, Trichocomaceae. The record is from RefSeq and is a predicted model, not a curated record. The coding region runs from base 93 to 380 and encodes 95 amino acids.